CGUGAACGAGUUACAGCCAUGUUUGGUGUCCAUCUCCUGCUCCCCCUCCUUGUGUCCCUCCCCCCCCUGGUGGCUCCCGCCCCUCCCCCCGGCGGUCCUCCUGCUCCCUGCAGACGCUGCUGUGAUCACCUGGAGCCAGCAGAGGGCAGCGCCGCUCACGCACCCACGGCAGGGCUCGGCCACAUGCCGGAGGUCCGAACCUACAUCAACAUGACCAUCCUCAAAGGUGAGAAGGGGGAACGGGGUGACAGGGGGACACCAGGUAAAGCUGGACACGAGGGGCCUCCGGGCUCUGUGGGACCCACGGGGCCAAAGGGCACCAAGGGCCAGGCAGGACUCCCAGGGGACCCCUGCAAGACCCAGCAUUCUGCUUUCUCCGUCGGCCGCCGCAAAUCCCUGCACAGCGUGGAGUACUACCAGGCCCUGGUCUUUGACACGGUCUUUGUCAACCUCCAAAACCACUUCAACAUGUUUCAGGGCAAGUUCCACUGCAAAGUCCCGGGGGUCUACUUCUUCAACGUCAACAUCCACACCUGGAACUUCAAGGAGACGUACCUGCACAUCAUGAAGAACGAGGUGCAGCAGGCCAUUGUGUACGCCCAGCCCAGCGAUCGGUCCAUAAUGCAGAGCCAGAGCAUGAUGCUGGAGCUGGAUCUAAACGACGAGGUGUGGGUCCGUCUGUAUAAGAGGGAGAGGGAGAAUGCCAUUUACAGCGACGACGUAGACAUCUACAUCACCUUCAAUGGAUACCUCAUCAUGCCCAGUGUGGAGUAGGAAGUGAACCGGGGGUCAAACGUGGACAGAGGCGAGGCUUGAGCAUUAUAAUACAAGAAAAAAAUGGGUUGACCUGGGACCAGCAAAAGGGUUAUUUAUAUUAAUGUAGUACUGUCUUGAUACUUUGCUAUUUGGAUAAAAAGAAAAGCAGGUUUCAGCCACAUUCACAGAAUCUACCCAUUUUUAACCUGAAAAUCGGUGUAAAGGCAGAAGAAACAGUACCUCGAGUGAGGAGGGGAAAUGUUAAGUCACAUUCAUUCAGGGAGACAAAUUCUCCUCUCAAAUCUGAGUCCUUCGUAGAAGAAGCGAUAAGUGCAAGGCUUAGGCCUGAGGCCAUGCCGCAGCUUUCGGCUUGGAUCUUUUUCCAGCCAGAGCCUGAUGAGCAACGCUACAAAAAUAAGCAGCCGCUGACCCGUUUUGCUGGGCUCCCACGGGAAUUAGAUGUCUCCCAAUAUUGUAAGAAGUGAGAUGAUGGUUUUGAAAACCCAGGAAAACCAAAAAAUGGCUGUUUUAUCUCCGUCGUGAUGACGAAGAUAGAGGAAAAAGUCCAGGGUCGAUUUACUUCCUCUUCAAAGGGAAGAGGAUUACUUUUUUAUAGCAUGCACUAUUUUGAAUACUAAAUGCAGAAUAGAAAGGCAAAGCAAAUUAGCAUGACGAGCCCCAUAAAAAUGCAGGAAGUGCUGUGGACAAUUGUGAUUGACGUUCAAAUAAAAACACUAACAGUUAAACUUAUAAUGCAAAAACAAGGGUAUGGUAACAAAAGUGAUUGCACUUCUUACAGUAGAGCUCGUCUCUAUUUUGACCAUCAUGCAUACCUACUGCAAAUUAUACUUUUUUACUGUCUUUAAUAGCACUUUCAUCUGUACAGGUGUGUUUAUGGCACAAAACUGGGGUUAUCGUGGCCAUAAUGCAACCUGUUAAGAAAAUAUGCAAGUAUGUGGUGCUAAACUAGGUGCUAGAAUGUCAAAGUCGAGGCCUGAAUUUCAAAUUUAUAAAGACUAAGUUAUUUCCUGCUGUUCAAGUAUACUUGAAUGUUUGGUGCUUAGUUUGCCAGAAAGGUUUUGAUUCCCCCCCCCCCCUCCACCUUUCUUCUUCACGUCCCUUCCUCGCUUUUUUCUUAUUAACUCAACACAUUGUAAAUAUACACUGUGAACAUGAAAAAUGAAAAUAAAAUUUGCAUUGCACAUAGACGGCAAGCCAUCUUCCAAGUGACUUCAUGAUGAUUCACGGUGAAUUGUUCUCUAAUUAGCUCACUUUAAUUGGAACUUAUUUGCUGGUGUUGGGCUGAGGGGACGCCGCCGUCCUGUCUGUACAACACACACUUGGGGCAUGUUCCUGAUGUAAGUACAGGAAGGAGAAGCGAGGCAUGUUGUAAUAUUUCUCAACAUUUGACUUUGUUGUGUAACGAGCCUCCUCCGCACCCUCAAACAUCCGGGAAAUUAACUCAUCUUUGUCAAAAUGGCUGCUCCAGCACUGGUACAAAGUGUUACAUAAUUAGAAAGCAUGCAUUUUCUUCAGACUUCACCCUGCUCCGAGGAUUAGCUUUCUGCGUUAUUUAUCUAGGAUGUAGGUUGAACUUUAUUUUUGCGUCUCCUCCGUCACAAGUUUCUCUCAUUACCUUUCCAACUUUGACUCCACCUUGGUACACGCCACCAUUGCUUGUCACUGCCUGGGGUCCACUAUGAGGCGUAAGUCACCCAUUUCCCACCCGGUGUGCUCCUACUUCGUGACAUUCAGUAAAUAUUCCUCGUGCAAUUAUGUAACCUGGUAUAAGAAAAGGUUCACGUGGGCGUCCGGGUAGCGUAGCGGUCUAUUCCGUUGCCUACCAACACGAGGCUUGGCGGUUCGAAUCGCCAUGUUACUUCCGGCUUGGUCGGGCGCCCCUACAGACACAAUUGGCCGUGUCUGCGGGUGGGAAGCCGGAUGUGGGAAGUGGGGGAGAAUAGCGUGAUCCUCCCACGCGCUACGUCCCCCUGGUGAAACUCUCCCGUGUCAGGCGAAAAGAAGCGGCUGGCGAUUCGGAGGAGGCAUGUGGUAGUCUGCAGCCCUCCCCGGGCCGGCAGAGGGGGUGGAGCAGAGACCAGAACGCC
This is a messenger RNA of Lampris incognitus (smalleye Pacific opah), 2864 nucleotides long. It is a transcript of the gene c1qtnf6a, whose product is annotated as C1q and TNF related 6a. Gene Ontology annotation, molecular function: protein binding. Lineage: Eukaryota; Metazoa; Chordata; Actinopteri; Lampriformes; Lampridae. The record is from RefSeq and is a predicted model, not a curated record. The coding region runs from base 19 to 774 and encodes 251 amino acids. The transcript has 3 exons.